AGAGUAUAUUCUGACAGAGACACACUCCAAAACGCCGGUGGUGGUUGAGAGACAAACGCUUCUCGUUCUGAAAUUCCGAGGCCGGCCUCACUCGCUCGCUUUUCGGGCGAUAUUCGUCCCUCGCGAGACACCGUUGAUCGUCCAGGAAGCGUGACGAGGGGCGGGAAGUGGGGCGGAAGUGAGGCGGGAGCUACGGAGCCGGGGCUGUCGCUGUCAUGGACGCCUGGGUUCGCUUCAGUGCUCAGAGCCAGGCUCGGGAGCGGCUGUGUAGGGCUGCCCAGUAUGCCUGCUCCCUUCUUGGCCAUGCACUGCAGAAACACGGGGCCAGUCCUGAGUUACAGAAACAAAUUCGACAAUUGGAGGGUCAUCUGAGCCUAGGAAGAAAGCUUCUACGCCUGGGUAACUCAGCAGAUGCCCUUGAGUCAGCCAAACGAGCUGUGCACUUAUCAGAUGUUGUCCUGAGAUUCUGCAUCACUGUUAGUCACCUCAAUCGAGCCUUGUACUUCGCCUGUGACAAUGUCCUGUGGGCUGGAAAAUCUGGACUAGCCCCUCGCGUGGAUCAGGAGAAGUGGGCCCAGCGUUCAUUCAGGUACUAUCUGUUUUCCCUCAUCAUGAAUUUGAGCCGUGAUGCUUAUGAAAUUCGCCUACUGAUGGAACAAGAGUCUUCAGCUUAUAGCCGGCGGCUGAAGGGCUCUGGAGGAGGAGCCAUGGGAGGAACUGAAACUGCAGGACCUGGGGGUCCAGGGACUCCAGGAGGAGGUUUGCCUCAACUAGCUCUUAAGCUACAGCUCCGAGUCCUGCUCUUAGCUCGGGUUCUUCGAGGUCAUCCCCCACUUCUGCUGGAUGUGGUCAGAAAUGCCUGUGAUCUUUUCAUUCCACUGGACAAACUAGGCCUCUGGCGCUGUGGCCCUGGGAUUGUGGGGCUUUGUGGCCUCGUGUCCUCCAUCCUGUCUAUUCUUACCCUAAUCUGCCCUUGGCUACGACUCAAGCCCUGAUAUUCUGGUACAAGAUGAGGAGGGGAUCUGAAUUGGUAAGAUGGAAUCUUAGAUCAUCCCAAGUGCACCAGCCUCAUUCUAAUUGUACUCAUUGGUUAAAGUUAAAAUCCCAAGAUUUAGGGGUAGAGGGAGGAGCUUUGGGGAAGGUGAGGUGAAGAACAGGGACUUGUGAAAUCAAUGGGAUGAUUCUAACAUUUGGAUCUUCUGGAGCUUUUGUUUUUUCCUCCUUCAUUGCGAUGUCUUUGUCUCCCUUGACCCCCUUUUACUUUGUGUCUCUUAAGUCUAUCUAAGAUUCUGUAUCUGCAUUUUUUUUUAUCUUCUCUAUUUGCUGUCCUAGGAAUUUAAUCAGCAGAAUUACUUUUUUGAUAGGGAAGGUAGAAGGUGUGGUCUGUAAGGUUCUAACUGCUGUUUUCUUUCUCCUCACAAAGGUGACUUGUGGCAGAUUUUACCCCUUCCGAUGCCACCAAAUCACAAUUUUAGAGACUCUGUAUCCCAGUGGACUCUCUCCUCAUGCACCAGAGAUGAUUUGGUACUUCCUCCUUUAUGUCUACCUCACCAGCCUCCCUCCUGACUUGGCCCUUUUCCCUCUACUCACAUCUGCAGAUUUCUGCUUACACUUUUAUUUCAGGGCUUUAUUCCCUAGCCUGUUCUCACCCUUUCCUUGCCUAUCCAGAAGGAUGCUGUGUCUAGCAUCUUGCUGUAAAUACUGUACAGUGAUUCUGUGUAAAUAGCUGUGGCCAUGCCCACGAUGAAGAGCAAGCCUUCUAGGUCAGCACAUUAAAGAUCAGUUUGCUCAUC
Molecule: messenger RNA, 1793 nt
Organism: Nyctereutes procyonoides (raccoon dog)
Lineage: Eukaryota; Metazoa; Chordata; Mammalia; Carnivora; Canidae
Gene: PEX11B
Product: peroxisomal biogenesis factor 11 beta
Exons: 4
Coding region: 216-995 (259 amino acids)
Biological process (GO): peroxisome fission; regulation of peroxisome size
Cellular component (GO): peroxisomal membrane
Source: RefSeq, a predicted model, not a curated record